This is a messenger RNA of Centropristis striata (black sea bass), 3706 nucleotides long. Its product is annotated as regulator of G-protein signaling 22. The record is from RefSeq and is a predicted model, not a curated record. Lineage: Eukaryota; Metazoa; Chordata; Actinopteri; Perciformes; Serranidae. The coding region runs from base 1 to 3576 and encodes 1191 amino acids. Gene Ontology annotation, biological process: regulation of signal transduction. The transcript is spliced from 24 exons. Gene Ontology annotation, molecular function: G-protein alpha-subunit binding.
AUGUGUGGAGUAAUUUCAGAGUUCCCCCAUCUAACUACUGGAAAUUUUGAGAAUGCUCUGGCCUCUGAUGAUGUAUUGGCUCACUUCUUGAAUAAUUUCUUAAGCCUGCCGUCUUUCCCUGAGGCCUUGCUGUACAACCAGGAGACUGGACAGUUUGAAGUAGUGAAUGGGGCAGCUGAGAAUGUCUCCAGAAGAAUCAGAUCCAUGCUACACUGCAGUAAAUCACAACUCCUUAAUGGUGACCCCACAGCGCUGGCCAGCACCCCUCCAGUAGACAACCGUUACACUAUUUGUUGCCUGGACAGAGAGCAAGGAAUUCAGUGGGUCAUGAAAGAAAGAUUGCCUUAUUUCCUGCAAAGUGAUUGCUACAACGAGUACAGACUAGCCAAGUUGUUGUUUCAGUGGAAGCCAGUCUUCUGUAUACAGAGGAGGAGAGGUAAUUCAGUUCGAACCACCCUGUCAGCCCCACAACUGCGUUUUCCCUCCCCAUUUGAUAAGGAAAAUAAAGCACUGAAGGUCCCAACAGGUUCACAUUCUCAAGAGAACAUUUCAGCAAAACAAGGUAUAUCCCUGAUGCACAGUGUUUCAUAUCUACCCUCUGACCAGAAGGAACAUAUCAGCACAAAAUGCAGCGAAUCAUCCAGAUUUUCCUCUGGCUGUUCUGAGCCAGAGAAACCACGUACCUUUUCCUCGUUGUCCUCAUGUUCCUCCUCCUCUAACCUGAAAUGUGAGAGAACCCAGGAACUCCAAAAUGAUGAGUCUCCUGAACUGCAGCUGGAGUACCUGGCUACUGAAGUGGUUAAACAGGUGCUUAACAAUGCACUGUACGUGAUGGAUGGCCAGAGCCAGGUAAACACUGGAUGUUUCACCAAGUCAGGAGAGCAGAAAAACUGUUCCAGCACAGACAAGUCCUGUGAAUGUAAAGUUUGCCAACAUUCGGAUGAUGGGGGCGAGAAAAAGAAAGUUCAAGAAGGCCAAAGGCAGAGUGGAGUGGAAGAAAAGACAGAGUUGUUUAACAAGAAAAAGGAGGUGGGGAGAAGAGGCACAGACAAGGAACAUUUCCUUGAUAUUUGUUGCCAUGGUAUCUGUAGCCAUGGCAAUAGACCAGGCUUGGAUGAGUUGAAGGAGUUUCUGCGAGGAACACCAGGAGAGAAGCUGCUUCAUCUCUGGCUGGAUAUAGAAAGGCUGAAAGCUACACGGACCAGAGAGAGGAAGAGCAGGUAUUUGGUCGUAAUGAGGAGCCGGUACCUGCUGAGCAGCAGCCAGAGCUGUCUUAAUGUGGAGCUGCUCUCCAGACUGGGGCUGACUACCUCCCCCUGCUGGACAGAGGAGAAACUGUGCUCGGUUCAGCCCUUCCUUGCUGAGUCUCUGCUCUACUAUUGGGUUCCACGGUUCCAGACGUCCCAGUGUGUUCAGGAAGACUGGGAUAGUUCCCCUCAUCUAGAGCUGUGGACAGAGUGGUGUUUCAGCCCCCUAUCAGACAUACAGCCCCCCCAUGACUCUAUGACCCUACCUCCCCUCCGCCCUGACACCUGCCUGCCCCUGUCCCCCCAUGCUGUACAUACACAGUUAUUCUCUAGCAGAAGUCAGUUACUGGGCAGCAGAAGAAUGGAAAGGAUGAUACAGGCACUUUGUGUUGACUCCUGUGCCGGCUUUUACUUUACAAACUUCUGUGAACAGUCUGGAAACCAGCUGUGGGAGAAUGCUGUUAACUUUUGGACUGACCUGAAGCACUACCAUGAGCUGUUCUAUCAGGAUGGUCUGGACCCCUACAGAGUACAGAGGGAGGCACAGCUCCUUUACUCUACCUAUCUUUUCAGCUCUGCCAGGAGGAGCAUUGGAGUUGAUGAGGUGAUCAGAAGGGAGGUGUACGACCAACUGAUGCCUGCUUUUGAGGAGCUGUUUGACAAGGUUGAGGAACACAUACUGAACAUCCUGCUGGAGCCGUGGACACUGCUGGUCAGCAGGGACAGAGAGUCCUUUCAGAGGGUGUGUGUGCAGGAGGAGGUGCGUUGCAUCGACAGUCAGGAGUACAGGGAACUCCAGAGUCUGUACAAGGAAUCAGAGCGCCAACUGAAACAGGUAGAGCAGUGCAGAUCCACGCUAUUACCCUCACCCAUUACACCUUCAAUUCCUUUCUCAAAGGGCCCCCAAGCACCGGACUCUUGGUCCAGAGUGUCUCCAACUUACCAAGGUUACCGUCUGGGUUCCCUACUUCGUCACCGCCAUGAGAUGGGCCACUUUAUGUCCUUCCUACAGAAUCGGGAUGCCAGUAUCCAUCUGACAUGCUGGCUGGAUCUGGAGCAGUACAGGAGGACUCCUCAGAAAGACAAGGCUGUCAGACAGGAGAGAUCGUCUCAUAUUGCAACUAAAUACCUCAACAGGAAGUACUUCUUUGGGUUUGACAGCCCCGCCACAACAGAGCAACAGAAUGAUAUAUUGCGUCUUGCAGGUGGACUGGAGCGUCUGAAGCUGGACUGUCUCUCGAAUCCAGUUGUCGUGGAGAUCCAGGCUAUCAUCAAAAGUCACAUUGAGGAAAAAUGGCUGCCACUGUUUCUGUCCACAGACGAGUUCACAGAGCGACUGAAACACAAACCAGAGCCUCAAGCAGCAGACAGGCUCUCACAGCACAUCUACCGUCGACGCAGAACGAGGAGAGAAGCCUGGAAGGCGGAGGGCUUGUGGAUGAGUUCCUCCAAAGACAUCCUGCUGUUUCGACGGAUUCUUCUCAACCCUGAAACCUGUAUGCAGUUCCAGCACUUUGUCUCUCUGAAGGGAGACUUCCUAGAAAAUGAUUUGCUAUUCUGGUUGGAGGUACAGAGAUACAAGGACCUCUGUCACUCUCACAGCGAUGAGGCCACCAUCCAGCAGAAGAUCUCCACUAUCAUAAACUGUUUCAUCAACUCCUCCAUGCCCCCCGCUCUGCAGAUAGACAUCCCUCCUGAACAGGCCCAGCACAUUCUGGAGAAACGCCACAUGCUGGGUCCUUACAUCUUUAGAGAGGCACAGAUGUCAGUGUUCAGUGAACUGCUCAAAUUUUGGCCAGAGUUUCAUGAACUGAGCAGGAGUAUCCAAGAGGAGCAACUUCUUCCUCUACUGCAGGAGAAACGAGUCAAACACAGGGCAAGAGUGAGGAGACAGAGGAGGAAGGAGGACGAGGAAGCGGAAGAGGAGGACGGGAGGAGGAGAGCCCAGGAAGAGCUUGAGAGGCCUGAGUCUAGUUUCAAUGAGGAGGGAGAGACAGAUGAUGAAGACAGCGUAGAAGAAGAACAAGAUGGAAGAAGUGGAAAAAAACAGUCGAGGACACAAAGCAGAGUGCUGCUGACUCCCACACAGCCGUUGUCGUGGUCCUACUCCAAGUACAUGGCUGCUCUGAGGAGAGAGGAGGUGCUGCUGAGGAGACAGAGUCAGCUGGAAGCCUCAUUCUCCAGAGCCUCAGAUUCAUCCUCUGACUGCAGUGUGAAGUCAGCAGACAGUAAACACAGCUGCCAGCAGCCUGCACGUCGCUCCUCCAGAGCGGACAGUAAACAGUGUAACAGAUACAACAGAGGUGUGAGGGUGUGCAACAUGAAGUGACUUCAUGCCACUUCACUUUGACACAAACAGAUGAGGCUGCCUGAUGCUGUUAUUGGAGCACGAUCAAUGAAAACCGAGAGCAGACCUGCUACUGAUAUCUUGAUACUGGAGGCUGGAUUUACAUACAGUC